This is a messenger RNA of Suillus subalutaceus, 567 nucleotides long. RefSeq lists its product as uncharacterized. Gene Ontology annotation, biological process: translation; mitochondrial translational initiation. NCBI's taxonomy places the organism in Eukaryota, Fungi, Basidiomycota, Agaricomycetes, Boletales, Suillaceae. Gene Ontology annotation, cellular component: ribosome; mitochondrial small ribosomal subunit. The coding region runs from base 1 to 567 and encodes 188 amino acids. The transcript is spliced from 5 exons. The record is from RefSeq and is a predicted model, not a curated record. Gene Ontology annotation, molecular function: structural constituent of ribosome.
AUGGUCUCCAACGUUCGCCACCCACCCGCUCUACUCGACAGAACCAAAAAUCAGGACCGCAUGUGGUCAAAUGCUAUCCAAGAUACCAUAAACCGCACAGCAGGAACAGUUCAAACAAUGAGCCCGCCGACCCCAGAUGAAUUAUGGGCCGAACGGAGUCGGAGUGCGACUUUCAACCCUCCAGCUGAUCCGUACACGGGGAGAAGAGUUUUUGUGAACGGAGACUUGGGUGAAGCCUUUAGGAGGUUGCAAACGCGACUCAGACGAAAUCGUGUAAUGCAGGAGGUGUCGCGGCAAAGACGACAUGAAAAGAAGGGCGUAAAGCGGAGACGUUUAAGCAGUGAAAGGUGGAGAAGAAUGUUUGCCAACGAGGUGCGGAAGAAAGUGCAACUUGCCGAAGCCGACGUUCGGUAUAAUCAAUCUGAUAGUCCGCGAGACGAGCCUCCUAGUACUAGCCCUUUCCAGCUAGGGGGAAUACUCGCGGCGAUGUAUUCUUGUCCGACUAGUCCCGUCGCUGGACACGAGGCCGCCCCUUCCGACCUCAUGGCUGCCAUGACGAGCGAUUAA